Messenger RNA from Lodderomyces theae, 618 nucleotides. RefSeq names its product aminoacyl-tRNA hydrolase. Gene Ontology annotation, cellular component: mitochondrion; cytosol. NCBI's taxonomy places the organism in Eukaryota, Fungi, Ascomycota, Pichiomycetes, Serinales, Debaryomycetaceae. The record is from RefSeq and is a predicted model, not a curated record. Gene Ontology annotation, molecular function: peptidyl-tRNA hydrolase activity. The transcript has a single exon. The coding region runs from base 1 to 618 and encodes 205 amino acids.
AUGACUAAUCUCACAGUAGCGAUACUAUCCAUUAGUGUAUUAUCUUUUGUAACGGGGUUCUACACGAGCCAGCUUUUCAAAAAAUCCACUAUUGAACUCAACAAGCGAAAGAGAGGCCCAAAAGUCAUCACCCAGCGAGAUACAUCACAUGAUGAAACAGAAAUAGAGACCGAUGAAGAGACAGGUGAAGAAGAGGAAGAGGAAGAGGAAGAGGAUAUAAGCUCACUAGCAUUGAAUGAAAUUCCGGGUGAAGUCAGGAUGACUCUAGUCGUUCGACUGGACCUCAAAAUGGGGAAAGGUAAAGCUGCUGCGCAAUGUUCUCAUGCCACCCUAGCUUUGUACAAAAAGAUCACCAACCCCAAUUCUGAAGCAUACAACCCUGAAAUGGUGAGGAGAUGGGAAUAUGGUAACGGACAAGCGAAAAUAACUCUUCAGGUACCAAACCAAGACGAGAUGGAUGUCUUAUACGCACAGGCAUUCAGUUUAGGGGUUAAUGCAUGCAUAAUACAUGAUGCUGGAAGAACACAAAUAGCUGCUGGAAGUGCCACUGUGUUGGGACUUGGUCCAGCACCAAAGAAAGUUCUCGAUCAAAUAACGGGAGAAUUGAAACUAUAUUAA